UCGACAAGACAGACGCCAUUAAAGUCAGGACUACUCUGAUCAUGGACCCUCGUACCAGUGCCCAGGACGUGAUGCGAUGUGACCUGUGUGAGACCGCUGUAGUACAGAUGCACUGUGAUUCAUGUCUUGUCAACCUGUGUAAGGCUUGUGUGGGAGAACACAUGGUAUCUGAUCAAUCCAAAAAACAUGAAGUUGUUCAAUUCAAGCUUAGAAAAUCUACGCUGCUCUUCCCUGUGUGUAAAAUUCAUGAUAAAAAGGAAGACAUUAUUAAAGAAAAAAAUGAGCUAAAUGAGACAAUUUAUCCCACCUACCAGUACAUUGCCUUUGAUGUACAAAACAGAAUGAGUCAGUUAGAAAAGAAAUAUGGAGAUCUCUCAACAGCCAUAACAAAACAUGGAGAGGACUGGCACAGAGAAAUUGACGAACUUGUCCAGAAACUUAAAGCUGAAGUUGAAAAAAUGAAAAAUACACAGUUACAAACUCUACAGAAACAUCUGGAUGAAAUAAACAAAAUCAUUUCUGACAUCAAGGAUGAAAUUGAUUCACUUGAUGUUGCUGUUAAAUCUAAUGACAUGUCAAAAAUAUUUAAAUCUACAUUCAGUGUAGAGAGAUAUAGAAAUCUUCCACAAAAAGUUCUGCCAUCUUUACCUACAUUCACGCCAUGCAAAAUCAAAGGACAACACCUUAGUAAAAUAUUUGGAACUGUAUCAUCGAGUUCUCCUACAUCAGAUAAAUACGGCUACAGCAUGAAGACAACAAAAAAUUCACCAGAAGCUGGAUCCUCUCCUCCAGUCAAACAGCUGCUUGAUGAACCAGAGACUGUAACAACCAUAAACACCAGGUUUUAUAACCUUUAUAAUGUGGCCUGUCUGAGUGAUGAAGAAAUCUGGACAAGAGGAAGUGACAACACCAUGAAACUCUACAGCAUCAAUCAGGGAUCACUACUCAAGUCAAUCAGAACCAAGUCGGGAACAACCAUCUGACAUAGCAGUGACAAAAAGUGGAGAUCUAGUUUAUACUGAUAUCAGUGAUAGAACUGUGAACAUUGUGAAGAAUGAGAAGAUAGAGGUGGUGAUCAGACUACAGAACUGGAAAC
Messenger RNA from Saccostrea cuccullata (small rock oyster), 1096 nucleotides. RefSeq lists its product as uncharacterized. The transcript is spliced from 2 exons. The record is from RefSeq and is a predicted model, not a curated record. The coding region runs from base 42 to 983 and encodes 313 amino acids. Lineage: Eukaryota; Metazoa; Mollusca; Bivalvia; Ostreida; Ostreidae. Gene Ontology annotation, molecular function: zinc ion binding.